CACUACGGCCACUACAGAGAUGGCCUUACUCUGGGCUUGCAAUUAGGUCUGGAGUCGUCGGUUGGCAAGAGAAAAACAAAAGGGAUUGACGCAGGAGCGGUGGACGAGAGUGCGGCACACACAGGCGCAGAAGAAGAGAGGAGAGGGGACAGGGAGGAUGGAGUACGCAUCAUAGAAGGAGCUCUCAUAGGUGACCGCGGGAUGGACGACCUGCAGACCGACCUCGCUGCUUGGAACUUGGUGGAUAAUGUGAGUAUUUGCACCUGCAAGCGGCUGCAGGAGCGGGAUGAACUUGGCUUGGUGCGGCCCGAAGACUUCGUUCUGGGCUUCACCACCAGCGACCAGCUGGAGCUCUGGGCAGACCGAGGCGACCGCGCCAUAUGUGUGGACACCUCACAGGUGCGUAUGAGCGGCAGUCCGGCACAGCAGGAGACCUGCGUGAGCGUCACCGCAGUCCUGGCGCUGGGCGAGCGCGGCGACGCCUGUCCCGUGGCGUGGCUCCUCACGUCCUGUUACAGCGAAGCGCUUCUUAAACACUUUUUUAUGUGCCUGCAGGUGGCGUUCGAGAGUUUCCACGGGCGCAGUGUGCCUGUACCGCGCCUGCUGGUGUGUGAGGCGACGUCUCCUGCACAGCGUCUCUGGCAGGAGGUCUUCAAGUGCUCCCUCACCGCCCUUCAGGCCACGUGGUCCACACAUAAGAUUUGGCUGCCUCAACUUCAUAGAAUUACGGACCUGGAAAAACGACUGCAGACCUGGACGAGGUUGUGCUGGAUAUCGCGCACCAGCGACCCUCGUGAAAACGAAGAAGAAUUCGUCACGCUGCUGGAGAGUCUGGCGAGCGACGAGGAGACGCUUGCAUUUUCGCUGCACCUGCAGCAGGAGUGGCUGCCUUCCCUGCAACCGCGAGGCGGGCGACAGAUGCUCGAGAAGAGGUGCCAAGAUGCCUUCAGCACUGGCCUCUACUUGGACGUCUUGCAUAGCCUCCUGCAUUUCCUAUUCGUUGAAGAGACUUUUUCUCUAGACUAUGAUGAAUGCGUGGCGAAGCUGAACUGUUAUUCAACAGCGGUGCUGAGAGCGAUGAAGGAAUCCCCCCCAGCAGCAGUUAGCGUCCCAGGGGCUCCCCGGUGUCGAGCUUCACAGCUCAUAGCUACUCGUCACGCUGAGGCCACCACUCUGGGCCCCGACAGCGUCACGCCCUUGCGGCAACACGAGUGGCGGGUCCGGUGCCACAAGCGUCCCGAUGUCUGGUACUCCGUCACGCGUCUGGCACACAAGACCAAACUCGGCUCUCUUAAGAGCAUGUGCAGUGCAGCGUGUACGCAGGCAUGCUGGCAGUGCGAAGUGUGCGUGCAUCAAUACACAUGCACGUGUCCUGACAGCACCGUGCUGAGCACCGUGUGUGUACACGUCCACCUCAUCAGGAUACUGAUGCGUGACCCUCACCACGGGUCCAGCGCCCCUGCACCCGCCCCCUGCGAGCCUCCAGGACACCUUAAGGACUUCAGGAGCAAUGAGAAGAUAAAACUCGAGCUUAGGAGCAAGUGCGCUGCGCUCACUGCUUUACUCGCUAAAUGUGACCCCAACAACGGUCUUAAUGGUUGGAGCAGAGAGCGCUUGCUGAGAUGCGAUCACCUGCUGGACGAGGCGCUCACUACGCUGCAGGAUACCGAGGAGGCGGCACCUCUUCUGCUUCAGAAUGACAGCGUCCAGGUGCUCUACUCAUGCGAUGCCAACUCCAGCGACGUUUAUACGGCCUGUGGAGCUCAGACUGACAUUUAUUCAAAUGGCGACGUAGGAGCUGGCACUGAGGUGCAGUCAGUGCCUUUACAGACGGAUUAUUCAAAUCCUCAGGUGUUGGAAGACUCGGGUACUCAUGUUCUCGGUGAGGAGCUGAGCACCGUUGAGAGUUUACUGGUGCUGCACGAAGAGAACGGCCGGUACAGCCUCGUAGGUGGCGAGGCGGAGGAAUUAUUACAGGCGUCUGUGGCGAAGCCAGGACGUGGGCUUCUUUACCUGCAGCGUCCUGGGAGUGCGGCCCUCACUGACGCCGACUCGACGUCCGCCGACUUGUUGGGCGAAGAGCCGCCGGUGGCCGAGAAGACCUUGGUAUUGGAGGGCGUCUCGACUUGUGGCGAGUUAUUGAGUAAUUGCUAGCGAGUGGUGAUGUACAGCUGGUUUCGUACACCGAAUUCUACUUGUUUUUGAGAAGUUCUGAUCUUGUCGUGAGCUAAAUAGUUGAAUUAAGUUAUUGUUAGUACAACGUGUGGAGGAAUGAUUGGAAUUUAAACUGUUGAAGUGCUGCGAGUCUUAUUUUUUGAAUGGGAAGAAAACGCUUCUUGAAGAGGUUUAAGUUCUUCAAGUCCUUGUCCUGGAAGCGUUUGGGGUGGAUUUGAAAGCGUGUGCUUAACGUAAAUCGUAUGUCCGACGUCCGGGCUCUCACCCGCCGACGAGUCGAAUUUUUGUGUGCCGAAUGUUUUGCUCCUCUAGUAAGUUGCGUCCCAAGAGCUGACUAGCGAUUCUCAAAAACAUGAGGUAAUGGUAGGGUUCAUCUUAAUCGCCAAUUUGAUAUUUUCGUCUAUUUCGUUAAUUUGUGUUUGUAAUUCUAAUAAGAUUUACCAUCUGA
Molecule: messenger RNA, 2623 nt
Organism: Hyalella azteca
Lineage: Eukaryota; Metazoa; Arthropoda; Malacostraca; Amphipoda; Hyalellidae
Exons: 12
Coding region: 202-2154 (650 amino acids)
Molecular function (GO): zinc ion binding
Source: RefSeq, a predicted model, not a curated record